This is a messenger RNA of Siniperca chuatsi (mandarin fish), 3472 nucleotides long. RefSeq names its product asparagine synthetase (gene asns). Gene Ontology annotation, cellular component: cytosol. The record is from RefSeq and is a predicted model, not a curated record. The transcript has 12 exons. Bases 166 to 1845 code for a protein of 559 amino acids. Lineage: Eukaryota; Metazoa; Chordata; Actinopteri; Centrarchiformes; Sinipercidae. Gene Ontology annotation, molecular function: asparagine synthase (glutamine-hydrolyzing) activity.
UGUCAGCUACAGUCAGGCAUUGAUGAUACGGCGUCGGAGGCGGGCCCCACUCAUUUUUCUGAAAGCAGUCAGUGCGGCAGUUCCAGUAACUUCAGCCUAUAGCCAAGUGAGAUUACAGUCUCCAUCAGCAUAUCUACAGGAAUCAUUUGAAAAACAAGCUGUGAAAUGUGUGGUAUCUGGGCUUUGUUUGGCAGUGAUGAGUGCCUGUCAGUUCAGUGCACCAGUGCCAUGAAGAUCGCUCACAGGGGCCCUGAUGCCUUUCGCUUUGAGAAUGUUAAUGGCUUCACUAACUGCUGUUUUGGCUUCCACCGGUUGGCUAUUGUGGACCAGCUGUAUGGCAUGCAGCCGUUACGCAUCAAGAAGUUUCCUUUCUUGUGGCUUUGCUACAAUGGAGAGAUUUACAACCAUCACACGCUGAGAAAGCAGUUUGAGUUUGAUCACCAGACUAAAGUGGAUGGUGAGAUUUUGCUCCAUCUGUAUGACCGCUUUGGGAUCCAGAAGAUGGCUUCUCUCCUGGAUGGUGUGUUUGCUUUUAUUCUGCUGGACACUAACAACAGAAAAGUCUUUCUGGGAAGAGAUACGUAUGGUGUGCGGCCUUUGUUCAAACUCCUCACAGACGAUGGAUUCCUUGCCGUCUGCUCAGAAGCCAAAGGCCUUACAGACAUUACCCUCGCCACCCCUGCCAAGAUCAUCCCCUUUCUCCCUGGCCACUUUGAAGUCUUUGAUUUGAAGCUGAACGGCAAAGUUCGGUCCAUUAAAAUGGAGCAGUUUCACUGCUGCACUAAAGAGCCGGCUCAUGCCGUCUACGACAUUGUGGAGAGACUGCCUACAACUUUUGACGAGGAAACAGUGAAAAUCAACAUCAGGAACCUGUUUGAGAAUGCUGUAAGGAAACGUCUCAUGGCUCACAGGAGAAUUGGCUGUCUUCUGUCAGGUGGUCUGGACUCCAGUUUGGUUGCUGCUACACUGGUGAAGCUGGCCAAGGAGGAGAAGCUGCAGUAUCCCAUCCAGACAUUUUCAAUCGGGUCAGAGGACAGUCCAGACAUCAUCGCUGCUCGCAAGGUUGCAGCUCACAUUGGCAGCGAACACCACGAGGUGAACUUCACUGCAGAAGAAGGCAUCCAAGCUAUAAAGAAGGUCAUCUUUCACCUGGAGACCUAUGACAUCACCACCAUACGUGCCUCUGUUGGUAUGUACUUGGUUUCAAAGUACAUCAGGGAGAAAUCGGACAGUGUGGUGAUCUUCUCUGGAGAGGGCUCUGACGAGCUGACCCAGGGAUACAUUUACUUCCACAAGGCUCCGAGUGCGACAGCAGCUGCAGAGGACAGCGUUCGACUGCUGAAGGAGCUCUACCUGUUUGAUGUUCUCCGUGCUGAUCGCACAACUGCUGCACAUGGUCUGGAGCUCAGAGUGCCUUUCCUGGACCACAGAUUGACGGCGUACUACCUUUCUCUGCCGGAGGAGAUGAGGAUUCCUAAGCAUGGAGUGGAGAAGCAUCUUCUGAGGGACUCCUUCAAAGGUCUCAACUUGAUCCCUGAUGAGAUCCUGUGGAGGCGCAAGGAGGCGUUCAGCGACGGUGUGAUGUCUGUGAAGAAGUCCUGGUACACCUGCCUGCAGGAGCACCUGGAGUCUGUGGUGAAUGACGACCAGAUGGAGAAGGCUCAUAAGAUGUUCCCUCACAACCCUCCGUGUACCAAAGAGGCCUACUACUUCAGACAAGUGUUUGAGAAGCACUUCCCAGGCAGAGCUGAGUGGCUCUCCCAUUACUGGAUGCCAUGUUGGAUCAACGCCGCCGACCCAUCGGCCCGGACCCUGUCUAUCUACAAACCUGAGAAAGAUCAAUAAACAGCUGGAACAGCUGUGUGCCUGUGUCUGUCAGCAAGAUGUUGGCCUUCUUAGAACAUUCUACAUGUGUCAUACUUAGCUUUAGUUACUUAGACUCUUAAAUUGAAUAGAUUUGGAAUUAGUUUGACUGAGCUUGUCUUACCCUUCAUGAAGAUUGUCGCGCUGUGAUGGAGUUCGUCAGACGUAGAUGUAGCAGUACUCGUCAGACCUGCUGUUCUGGGAGUUCCGGGUAUUCAUAAAUAAUAAUACUUUAAAUCUGCAGACUCAUUCUGCAUGUCAGAAUGAGAGGAGCUGUACUGUGCAGGUGGAUUGUGCACCUCUGGCCACGCACAUGCUUAUCAACACCAGCUAGUACAGCCACGCCUGAUUAGACACCCUGUUCGUUUUGUGCAGUUGUUGCACUAUGCAGCAUGUGUCGCUGACGUGGCCUGUGUAGUAGCCAAAAGAAUCAGUGUGACACCAAGCUUUUGGGGUUCAGCAAAUCAAUCAUUCUGUUACAGUUUAAUCUGACAAACUCCAUCAAAGUCCGACAAAGACCUGCCUGUAAAACCUGCCUCGACGAGUCUGAGCUUUUAUUUUAUUAUUUUCAAGGGCACAAAAAUGAUUAUCUGCUGCUACCGUAUCAACAUCUUGAAUCCAAAAAAUAAUGGGCUCAAAUACCACGUCAGUCUUGACUUAGUCACGUGACAAAGCAUUCUAAAGGACUGACCUGAUGAGUGUGCUGUUUUCUUUGGAGCGUUCAUCUUUUACGCUGUAAGGACCAAGUUCAGCAGCAUUUUCCUGCUGGUACUUCUUAGAUACUGUUGCCUCAUAAAUUACCAUACACAUGGUGAUACGUAUAUUUUAAUAGCUAACUUUAAUACAUAUUGAUCAUUCAGCCUGUCUGCUUUGGAUGCCCAUUUGGAAAAGGAUCUCAUAUGUUUCUAUGACGGUUCAGUGUUUAACCUCGAACAGAUUAUUUCGAGCUGCUACCACCAAAAAGGCUGAUGCUCCAGCUUGUUGACUAGUAUAUUAUGUGAUUUGUGUGAAGGACAUCUUUACAGUUUCUCAUGGGUAGAGGUGACUCAUAUGUGAACACUGUCAGUGACACUGGUGUGGCCUUUCAAACUGAUUAAUGCCAUCUCUGCUGUUUUUUCACUGGGAAUAAGGUCUUGGGUUAGGACUGGCUAUGCAAACAGACAUUUGUAGCAAGUGUGUGUGUUAAGUGUUGAAGUUAGCGUCUGGCGAUAUGAUAUACACAGGAUGAAAUUUGUCAACCUUUGGACUGUUACAUGAAAAUGUGAAAAGUACCUUGAUUUGUCAAUAAAUUAAAUUGAAUUUCCAGAGAAUUUACUAUAUUAUAAAGUUAAAUAUAGCGCAUCCAUAUCGCCCACCCCUAGUUUGAGUGUUAUGGUAUGAGAGUGAGCUACAGGAAAUGCCUGACAAUAUACUGUACUUCGAUAACCAUAAGUACAGCAUGGAAGUCUGACACUCAGGAAAUAUAGAACAUUGUAAUCUAUAUAGUUCUGAAAAUAAUUUAUUGCAAGGCUGUUGUAUUGGACUGCAUUAUGUUUUUAGUUCUGUAACUGACUUGCUUUCUACUUAUUGUCACUGCUGCUGCUAAAAUAAACGUAGCUCUUGGCACUAA